GAGUCAUCCCGCAAAAAAAACCACUCUCCCUCUACUUUUCUGCAGUGCUGCGUUAUUGGCGAGUGUAAGCGGAGGUAGAAAUGGCGGACAGCGAGCCGACGCAGCCACAGCAAGAAGAAGAGCUGCCCCAACAGCAGUCUGAGGACACAGCAGCUCAGUCAGCCGAGCAACAGGAGACGGCAGCACCGCAGCAAGACGAACAAGGACGAGGAGGAGAGGGACAAGGAGAGACUCAGCCGCAGGAGGAGGUACCAGCGGAACAGCAGGAAGGGAACGAAGGAGGCGGGGACGGCGCGGCCGAGACAGAAGAACCCGCACCCGAAGAAGAGAAGGUAACCAUCACGCACGAGGACCACCCCAAGUGGCUCAACCCCGAUCAGUGUCUUGCUAAGGGCGUCCCAGAAGAUCGAGUCACCGCUUUCCAGUAAGCCACUCCCACCAAUUUAGUUUAUAUAUAGACCUCGUUAAUAAUUAUGAACAAUAGGGAAUUACCUGCCUAAUAUGAGCAGCUUUUAAACCCCAAGACAUCCAUCGUUAGUGUGAAAUUCGUAAAUGUGACUGACCU
Messenger RNA from Geodia barretti, 565 nucleotides. NCBI's taxonomy places the organism in Eukaryota, Metazoa, Porifera, Demospongiae, Tetractinellida, Geodiidae. The record is from the annotation of a GenBank genome assembly.